Molecule: messenger RNA, 348 nt
Organism: Colius striatus (speckled mousebird)
Lineage: Eukaryota; Metazoa; Chordata; Aves; Coliiformes; Coliidae
Product: E3 ubiquitin-protein ligase RBBP6-like
Exons: 3
Coding region: 1-348 (115 amino acids)
Biological process (GO): mRNA processing; ubiquitin-dependent protein catabolic process; protein ubiquitination
Cellular component (GO): nucleus
Molecular function (GO): ubiquitin protein ligase activity; zinc ion binding
Source: RefSeq, a predicted model, not a curated record
AUGUCGUGUGUCCACUACAAGUUCUUCUCCAAGCUGACCUAUGCUGCGGUCACCUUCGAUGGCCUCCACAUCUCCCUGCGCGACCUCAAGCGCGAGAUCAUGUGCCGGGAGAAGCUGAAGGCGGCCAGCUCUGACCUGCAGAUCAGCAACGCCCAGACCAACGAAGAAUACACCGAUGAGAAUGCCUUGAUCCCCAAGGACUCGUCGGUUAUAGUCAGGAGAAUCCCCGCUGUAGGAGUUAAAGCCACCAGCCAAACGUCUGCUCGAAAUCAAACUGAGCCAGUGAUCAGAACACCAGAAGUGGUAAGGAAAAUCACAAUCUCCUACUUUUUCUGCACAUGGCACUGA